Silurus meridionalis is the source of this 1462-nucleotide messenger RNA. It is a transcript of the gene bpnt1, whose product is annotated as bisphosphate nucleotidase 1. The coding region runs from base 145 to 1140 and encodes 331 amino acids. The record is from RefSeq and is a predicted model, not a curated record. Gene Ontology annotation, molecular function: 3'(2'),5'-bisphosphate nucleotidase activity. NCBI's taxonomy places the organism in Eukaryota, Metazoa, Chordata, Actinopteri, Siluriformes, Siluridae. The transcript is spliced from 10 exons.
GUACGAAUACAGGUAGAUAACAUAUGCGGGAGCGCCGCUUUUCAGAUAACUCCGAUUAUAUUGGUCAGUGUCUGCCGUUUUCCAUAAACUUGGACUUUGGAAUUAUUUUUCUUCGAGAAGAGAUUCAGCACGGAGUUUACAGGGAUGGCAGGCAAUGCAGUGGUGGUAAUGCGGCUGCUGGCUUCAGCUUACUCAGUGGCUGAAAAAGCUGGAGCCAUUGUAAGGAAAGUGCUGCACAGUGGGGAAUUGGGAAUUGUAGAGAAGACGGGGGUUAAUGACCUGCAGACACUAGCGGAUCGACUCGCUCAGAAAAGUAUAUGUGCCUCUCUUUUGAAGAGCUUCCCAAAAAUCACCAUCAUUGGUGAGGAGGAUCUGCCAGCUGAGUCAGCGGAAGAGGACCUGAUUGAGACCAGCCUGUAUGAUGGAAUAUUGCAAAAGCAAUGUCCUGAUGAGUACAGCAAGUUAAAGGAGGAGGAGCUGGUUGUGUGGGUUGAUCCUCUAGAUGGCACCAAAGAAUACACGGAAGCUGCAUACAUAUUGAACAGCCCUGUUGUCUCUGUGAAUUGGCUCGAGGCCCACAGAUCUCCAACAAGGCUCCUGGAUCACGUGACCGUGCUGAUAGGCAUCGCUCAUAAAGGAAAAGCAAUCGCUGGAGUGAUUAAUCAGCCCUUCUACAACUACCAGGCAGGUGCAGGUGCCACUUUGGGCCGAACUCUCUGGGGAAUGUUGGGUUUGGGGGCCUUCGGUUUCCAGCUGCAGGAAGUCCCAGAAGGCAAACGCAUCAUUACCACCACUCGCUCUCAUAGCAAUAAACUCGUUACGGACACUGUGCAGGCCAUGGAGCCUCAUGAAGUCAUCAGAGUGGGAGGAGCUGGAAAUAAGAUUAUUCAGCUGGUGGAGGGAACAGCAUCUGCGUAUGUGUUUGCUAGUCCGGGCUGUAAGAAGUGGGACACCUGUGCAACUGAAGCCAUUCUGCAUGCAGUCGGAGGAAAGCUGACUGACAUGCAUGGGAAUGCUUACCGGUACGAUGCCAACGUGAAGCACAUGAACUCUGCUGGUGUGUUAGCCACACUAAAGAAUCAUCAGUUUUACGCCAGCAGAGUUCCGCAGUCCGUCCUCAUGGCCCUGCAGUCUGACUGAGGUGGUGUGAACAGCUUUAUGGACAUCCUCCUGCCUCUUAGUUUGAUCACCUUCACCUGAAAUCAUUAGAGAAGGGGUUAAUGAGUCCAUAGAGUUUUAGUCAUCAGUGACAGAAAAUAGAUCCGGGAUUGUUACUGACACAAGUUCUAAAUGUUUUUAAUCUCAACGUUCACAUUUUUUCUAAUCUGUCAAUAUUUCCAAUCUACAAGUUCCCAGUUAAUUGCACCAACCAGUCAUGUACAUUACCUUGUCUGUGUAUAUGCUGACUGUAACAUAUGUGUCUUAGAAAUUGUAGAAAAAAUAGCUGACAUUUGAAUCCCAA